GUGCUCCUGGGUGCACUUCCGAGUGUACUGAGAGUUUUGUGACGCACAACAAAAUAGAGAAAUAAUUAACACACGUCAUUUUUGACCUUCGGCUAGGCCCAAUAAACGAAGCGCAUACGAACGACAAAAUAACACGGAUAUUGUAUGAUUCGUUACGUCAUCUCCAGGAGCAACGCUAAACCGGAAGGGGAAAAAAACGUUUAUCGUUGCUAGGAUACAGUGCGGUAACUAUCCUGCUACAUUGACGCCUGUUUUGGUCAGGGCAAGGCUUCGCCAGAAACUUUAACACUCUGCAGCUUGCAAAUGUACCUUCUUAAGAAAUAGAUUUAUAUAAUGGAUACGAGAAUAAAGGUACCACAGGAUCUGAAAGCUAAAGUGAUGCUAUGGACAGAUGUGAGCUACCAUGACAUGGAGGAGAUCGACAAAAUGCAAUCCAUUCCUGAUCUUGAGAGUGUUUUAUGCAGUGUGUUUGGAGUUGACCUCCCAGAACCGAAAAGAGGAGUUUUGCUGGAGUUGUAUGUGCAGACUGUGCUUUUUUGCAGAGAGCGCAGCUUCAAAAAGGAACAGACAUCUGCCCUCUUGUCCAUCAUCAAGUCCAUCCAUGAGGCUAAUGUAGAAACUCCACUCAACAACAUCGAGCAGAGUUUCAAAUAUUGCAAGGAGCUACUCCUCUGUCACUCAGUCAGGCGACCUCCAUUUAGCAUCAACCUCUUCAGCCCUGAGGAGGUGACCACUAUCUUAAAUUACAUCUUUAACAGCUACGUGAGACACUACAAACUCUACAAAUAUAUUUUCACUCCACAGGUAAUACUAGAUUUGUCUUUAACUUACUCUGGAAUACCAAACCGGGAAGAAGCUGCCAUGGAGGAUUCUUCUGCACUGGAUGCUGAAAAUGUGAAGGAAACGGAAGGGGAAGCGGCCCCAAAGACAGACAGCUCCCUUCAAACACAGGAAGCAUUCAUCGCAGAACCAGAGGAAGACACGCCCGGUUCAAAGUCAGGACUGAAAGCACUGAUCGAGAAAGAGGUCAGAGAGCAGAUGAUGCUGGUGUCUGGACAACUGGAUCAGCGAAUGAAGGAAAUUGCAGAUCAGCACAACAGAGCGCUAGAGUCUCCACAGCUCAACCACAAGGCCAAAAAAUAAGUCAUAAAAUAAAAUAAGUCAAUUCAAACUCAAAGUUUAGUUUUAUUGUCAAUAAAACCUUUGUAUACAGUA
Molecule: messenger RNA, 1215 nt
Organism: Acanthopagrus latus (yellowfin seabream)
Lineage: Eukaryota; Metazoa; Chordata; Actinopteri; Spariformes; Sparidae
Gene: cfap119
Product: coiled-coil domain containing 189
Exons: 11
Coding region: 334-1143 (269 amino acids)
Source: RefSeq, a predicted model, not a curated record